AUGGCCCCGUGGAGCCGAGAGGCGGUGCUGAGUCUCUACCGGGCUCUGCUGCGCCAGGGCCGGGAGCUCCGCUACACGGACCGGGACUUCUAUCUCACCUCCAUCCGCCGUGAGUUCCGGAAAAACCAGAAGCUAGAGGAUCCCAAGGCCCGGGAGAGGCAGCUGGAAAAGGGCCUGGUCUUCCUCCAGCGCAGACUGGGGGGCCUUAUUUAA
Molecule: messenger RNA, 213 nt
Organism: Pipistrellus nathusii (Nathusius's pipistrelle)
Lineage: Eukaryota; Metazoa; Chordata; Mammalia; Chiroptera; Vespertilionidae
Source: the annotation of a GenBank genome assembly